Molecule: messenger RNA, 2387 nt
Organism: Oldenlandia corymbosa var. corymbosa
Lineage: Eukaryota; Viridiplantae; Streptophyta; Magnoliopsida; Gentianales; Rubiaceae
Source: the annotation of a GenBank genome assembly
CGAAUCUAUUUUUCCGCUUCACCGGUCUUAUUUUAAUAGUUCAUUUGCUGGUCCGAUUUCACUUUGUUUUACGGGAUGAUUCAAGAAAGUAACUAAUUUACAGCUGACCCACACUGUAGCUAUAACUGUAGCUGAUUCGUGAGAAGUUAAUUCCACAAGAGAAGUGCAAAUAGGGCCUAUAAAUAGGGCACAGGGCUGCCAUAUAAUUUGCACAUUCAAAUAGUAGAGAAAGCAAAGAAACAAAAUUAAUAAAAAUUUCAUAAUAUUUGUUAUGGCGGAUACCCAAGGAAAGCCCGCUACUCCAAAGAUAAUGAGAGAGUUCGAGUUCCCUGCUUUAGGUCAUGGAUUACUCCCAAGUCAUUACAGCCGCAAAGAUUUUGGGGAUGACUUUUACUUUGGUCCAUCCAGCUCUUCUUUUCAGAUCGAAGGCGGCCAUCGCAGAGAUGGCAGACGCAGAAACAUAUUUGAUACCUUUGCUGAGAAAAAUAGGCUGUUUGACCAAUAUGGUGAAGAUGCUAUCAAUCAUCGCGAGCAUUUCAAGGCCGAUGUGGAUCUGAUUAAGCAAAUGGGAUUUAAUAGUUACCGAUUCUCCAUCUCGUGGUCAAGAAUACUGCCAACUGGGAAAAAAGAAAGCAAAAGUGAGGCAGGCAUCAAGUUUUACAAGGAUCUUUUCGAGGAACUCAAGCAAGCAGAUAUAACACCUAUGGUGACUCUCUUGCACUUCGAUCCUCCCCAGGAUUUGGAAGACGAGUAUCAUACUUUCUUGAGACCCGAAAUUGUGGAUGAUUUCUGUGACUACGCAGAGAUUUGCUUCGAGGAAUUCGGUGAUUAUGUGAAGUAUUGGACAACUAUAAACGAACCUUGGUAUGUUGCAUAUGGAGGAUACAUUGAGGGUGCAAUCCCACCAGGGUUUAGAUCAGAUAGGGACUAUGAUGCCCUUCAAACCGCGGCAGAGGCAAAAUCAGGGAAGACAUUUGAUCAUCAAUUUUGUUCUAUCUGCCCACCCUACCAAUGUUCACACAAAUCCUUGUCGGCUAUUGCUAAAAAUAGUACUUCUCUUCCAAAUACCCUAUCAAGAGUUGUUCUACCUCCAAAGGAUCAAUGGCCUUACGUAGCUGUUCAUUACCAAAUCCUCGCCCAUGCAAAGGCAUUCAAAUUGUACAAAGAAAAGUAUCAGAAAACUCAAGGAGGAAAAAUUGGUAUCAACAUUGUUGCACAAUGGUUUAUUCCGCUGGAGGAUACCCUGGAAGAUAGAGACGCUGCACAACGGGCAUUGGAUUUCAUGGUUGGAUGGGUCAUGGAACCUGUAUAUAGUGGUUGUUAUCCAGAAAACAUGGUUAAGUACGCUACCAAAGGUUUCCUUCCUAAACUUGAUAAAGAUAUGGUCAAAGGAACAUACGAUUUUGUUUCUUUCAUCUACUACACCUCUCGGUAUGUCUCUAACCUAGACCUUGGAGGAGGAGAUUACAUUCUGGAUCGCCGAGUUGAGUUUCAUGAGAGAUCUAAGGAUGGCGUACCCAUUGGUAACUUACAGGGAGCCGCUGGAUGGAUUUAUGAUUAUCCACAAGGGCUGCUGGAGUGUUUGCGAUACAUUAAAAAGAACUACGGAGAUCCCGAGAUUUACAUACACGAAAAUGGUUUCGAUGAUCCGGAUCGUCCCCCGACUGAUCCUGCGGCGAUUCACGACGCAGACAGGGUGCAGUACCUGCAUGAUCACCUUGACGCCGUCCAGAAAGCCAUAAAGGAAGAUGUGAAUGUGAAGGGAUAUUUUGUGUGGUCUUUGAUGGACAAUCUUGAACUGGGAGUAGGUCACGAUUCUCGAUUCGGCAUCAUCUACAUUGAUUACAAGGACCUUAAUUCGAAAAGAAUGCCCAAACUCUCGGCUUCUUGGUUCAAACAUUUCCUCGCAAAUGAUCAAACUAAGAAAAAGGGCGCCACUGGGGAUCAAGAAAAGGAAGAUCCAACUAAGGAAGAGUCGAAUGGCGCUCCAACGAAGGGGGAGAUGACUAAGGCAGAGUCCAACGGCACCGCAUAAGAAAGGGUUGACCUCCCUACAAGGGUUUUUUUUUUUCAGUUAUAUUUGUGUUGGAUUUUACUUCAUCAUGUUUUCUUCUUCACAUGCUUGGAGUAAGUUUGUAAUUUGGAGUAUUUUGUAUCUUUGUGUAAGUAUUCUCAUUAAUUUCAAAAUUUGUGUGUAACUAGCCAUGGAGCUAGAAAUGCUGUUUAAUAAUCACUUUCUGAACAGAGGAAGACUUGUUAAUGUUAGAUAGGCAGCUAGACCGAUUUUCAUUUAUAUUUUUAUUUUCAUUUCUGUGUAAGUAUGAUUAAUUAUAUUUGAAUCUGCACUUUCCCGCUUCAGAUAUAUGAAUCAAACCGUCCAUCUUGCG